CCUCCCCUGCUCUAAACUCACUGUCUCCCAACUCUGUGUCUCUCCACUCUGUCCCUCGCCUCUGCCUCUCUCUCCCCUCUCGCUCCCUCCUGGCUAGUUCCAGAAACAUACCCAUAUAUGGCCUCCAUGUCAAGGAUCACAAAUGAUGACAUCACGUGAAGGCCAAAGCUCCGAGAUGCUCUCUGAAGUGACAGUCUGUAUUCCAUGCACCCGGAGGAACAGAAGGCAUCAUCGCAGCUUCCUUGGUGCAAUCUUCAAACAGGAAAUCUGAGAUUCAUAACAUCUUAUAGUUUGGCUUGUCAUCACUGGUCAUGCGGUGGGCCUGAAAUAAACUCCCUGCUUCAAAGGAGAGCAUUUCAGAACUGCCUGGCAGAGCAGCCAGAAGCUCAGGGCCAGGGCAGAAGAAAAACUCAGGGAGCAUGCUCUGAAUUAAGACACUCUCAAGAAAUUUCUUUUUAUUACCCCUGAAUUGAACCUUUGUUUCAAGCUUAACAGGGUUUUCUGAUUUUCUGUUUCCUCCUUCCCACUUCGGUGUCUCUUCUGGAGGCUGGGGUGAGAGGUGGAAGAGGAUGGCCACGGAGAUCAGUGCUCGGGCCAGACAGCGUGCCAUCGGGCACGAGGAAUACAGUCUGUACAGCAGCCUGAGUGAGGACGAGCUGGUGCAGAUGGCUAUUGAGCAGAGCCUGGCGGACAAGACGCGGGGCCCAGCCUCUGCCGAGGCUGCUGCGUCUGCACGUGUCAACCGCGAACCUGCCCAUUUCUACCCAUGGACCAGGUCCGCUGCACCUCCCGAGAGCUCACCGGCCCCGGGCCCCAUGGGCUUGUUCCAAGGCGUCAUGCAGAAAUACAAGACCUCCCAGCUGGCGGCCGUGGACCCCCUGCUAAAGGCUAUCAAGGAGGGCGAUGAAGAGGCCUUGAAGGCCAUGAUCAAGGAAGGGAAGAAUCUCACAGAGCCCAACAAGGAGGGCUGGCUGCCCCUGCACGAGGCGGCCUACUACGGCCAGCUGGGCUGCCUGAAGGUCCUACAGCGAGCAUACCCAGGUACCAUCGACCAGCGUACCCUGCAGGAGGAAACGGCUCUUUACCUGGCCACAUGCAGAGAACACCUGGAUUGCCUCCUCUCACUGCUCCAGGCUGGGGCAGAGCCUGAUAUCUCCAACAAGUCCCGAGAGACGCCCCUCUACAAAGCCUGCGAGCGCAAGAACGCGGAGGCAGUGAGGAUUUUGGUGCAGUACAACGCAGACACCAACCACCGCUGCAACCGAGGCUGGACAGCUCUGCACGAAUCUGUUUCUCGCAAUGACCUGGAGGUCAUGGAGAUCCUGGUGAAUGGAGGUGCCAAGGUGGAAUCGAAGAAUGCCUAUGGCAUCACUCCCCUGUUUGUGGCCGCCCAGAGUGGGCAGCUGGAGGCCCUGAGGUUCCUAGCUAAGCAUGGCGCUGACAUCAACACACAGGCCAGCGACAGCGCGUCUGCCCUCUAUGAGGCCUGCAAGAAUGGGCACGAGGAGGUGGUGGAGUUUCUGCUGUCGCAGGGCGCCGACGCCAACAAGACCAACAAGGACGGACUGCUUCCUCUGCACAUCGCCUCCAAGAAGGGCAGCUACAGGAUCGUGCAGAUGCUGCUGCCGGUGACGAGCCGCACGCGCGUGCGCAGGAGCGGCAUCAGCCCGCUGCACCUGGCGGCUGAGCGCAACCACGACGAGGUGCUGGAGGCGCUGCUGGGCGCGCGCUUCGACGUGAACGCGCCGCUGGCGCCCGAGCGCGCGCGCCUCUACGAGGACCGCCGCAGCUCGGCGCUCUACUUCGCGGUGGUCAACAACAACGUGCACGCCACCGAGCUGCUGCUGCUGGCCGGCGCCGACCCCAACCGCGACGUCAUCAGCCCGCUGCUCGUGGCCAUCCGCCACGGCUGCCUGCGCACCAUGCAGCUGCUGCUGGACCACGGCGCCGACAUCGACGCCUACAUCGCCACGCACCCCACCGCCUUCCCCGCCACCAUCAUGUUCGCCAUGAAGUACGUGGCGCUGCUCAAGCACCUCAUGGACCUGGGCUGCGACGGCGAGCCCUGCUUCUCCUGCCUGUACGGCAACGGCCCGCACCCGCCCGCCCCGCCGCCCUCCAGCAGGUUCAACGACGCGCCCGCCGCCGGCGACAAGGCGCCCGGCGUGGUGCAGUUCUGUGAGAUCCUGUCCACCCCGGAGGUGAGCCGCUGGGCGGGUCCCAUCAUCGAUGUGCUCCUGGACUAUGUAGGAAACGUGCAGCUGUGCUCACGGCUGAAGGAGCACAUCGACAGCUUCGAGGACUGGGCCGUCAUCAAGGAGAAGGCAGAACCUCCGAGACCUCUGGCUCACCUUUGCCGGCUGCGGGUUCGAAAGGCCAUUGGGAAAUAUCGUAUAAAACUCCUAGACACAUUGCCGCUCCCGGGCAGGCUGAUCAGAUACCUGAAAUAUGAGAACACCCAGUAACCGGGACCUCGGGGAGGAAGGAGUAGCCCCUCAGACUGUUUUCACUGAGUCUCAGGACGGUGGUGUCCCCAAAUCCAAGGAGACCUGGUGACAGAACGAGGUUGCAGGCCACCUUCCUCUCAGCUGGUACAGCUGCCGUGAUCUUGCUGGGUCUCUGGACCAGAACUUUUCCCAGAGCAGAGAACGGAAUGUGUCAAGAAGGAGAAGAAUUAUUUGUUUUCAAACCCACGAGUAGAUCCCAGACCUCUGCCAUCGGGAAUGAACCUCCAUUCCUGGAGCCAGGAGAGGGGCCAGGGCAGAACUUGAGGUGGUCUGGGGAAGUCGGGGCCAGCAGGGAUCCCCUCGCCUCCAACCUGGGCUGCUGCAGCUGGAGAACUUUUAGGGAAAAUUUUGCCUAUCGAGGAUGGUCUCCUCCAGAGCAUUCCCCGUGCCCUACCCUUGCUCUGUGAAACUUUCCACUUCUGAGCUUUCUCCCCAAAGGCAUGGCCGACGGGAGGGACACCCUGGCUCUUGGAGGGCUUCAUUAAGUACAAUAAAUGUUGCGCACAUGA
Messenger RNA from Cynocephalus volans (Philippine flying lemur), 3016 nucleotides. RefSeq names its product ankyrin repeat and SOCS box containing 2 (gene ASB2). Gene Ontology annotation, biological process: protein localization to T-tubule; regulation of cardiac muscle contraction; intracellular signal transduction. Gene Ontology annotation, cellular component: T-tubule. Bases 570 to 2465 code for a protein of 631 amino acids. NCBI's taxonomy places the organism in Eukaryota, Metazoa, Chordata, Mammalia, Dermoptera, Cynocephalidae. The record is from RefSeq and is a predicted model, not a curated record. Gene Ontology annotation, molecular function: protein binding. The transcript has 10 exons.